Messenger RNA from Acanthoscelides obtectus, 4314 nucleotides. Lineage: Eukaryota; Metazoa; Arthropoda; Insecta; Coleoptera; Chrysomelidae. The record is from the annotation of a GenBank genome assembly.
UGGUGAAACCCUGUUUACCUGUUUUGUGAUUCAUGUGUCUUUUUGAUUAUUGUUUAUGCUAGGAUUAUGGAAACUAGCUGACUUUGCACAAACACUGUUAUAAUAUAUAACUGAAAAAGAGUGUAAAGGUUGCUGGAAGCUGUAGCUUUAGAAAUAAAUCUAAAUCUGGUACAGUGGCGAUGGCAUUCCACUCCCUAAUCAUGAAAGUAAACCUAACACCUUUUUGCUAGUCUACAAUGAAAACUAUUUGUAGCCAUGUUAUUUUGUUGAUAGCUGCAAAUUUAUCGUUUGUUGCCGGAUAUUUGAAUAUAUAUCUAACAAUAUCUGAGGUACAGCGACUUCUAGGUGUAUCAGCUGAGUUGUACUAUAUUAGAAACGGUAAUAUUAACAAUCAAGCAUUGAAUUUUAUAGUUCAAAUACCAUCAAAUAUUAAUGCUUUGUAUUUCACAUGGGAGGGCUUAACAGAUCAACCAUUACCUUAUGCGAUUACUGUACACACAUCAAACCCAGAGGUGCUGCCACCUCCAAAACUAAACAUAUCAUAUGUUGGAACAGUGCCAAAGACUACUCAAACAUUCUUAGUGUCAUUGCCAUGCUCAGGCCUCACAGAGGCAGAAGUUGAUAUAAAGAUUACAAUCAAUAUUACACUAACUAAUAAAAAUGUCACCAAGUUAACGUUUAAUAGGAAAAAAAUGUGUCUUUUGUUAGACAAAUCUGUGAGCUUGAUUGCACAAGAUUCUUUACUACAGCUUCCAAAUUCUGCCAGCAUAUUCUACAUAGCGAUGUGCUGUGCUCUAUUACUGAUGGUAAUGCUAAUCCUACUGGUGACCCUGUACUAUGUGAAGGAUAAGAAGUGUCGGUCAUCCGGUAACACCCAACCUACAACAGCAGCGACUACGUUUUUGGCAGCUUUGCCUAGAAAUAGUGUGAACGCAUCUUCUUAUGGUAGCUUCAUUAGGAUGCCUAGUUAUUCACUCAUUGAUGAACGAUCCAAAGAUUUACAAGAUAGGAUAGCUGAUUUGACAGUUCAAAGAUGCCGAAUUAGGCUUAGCAGUAUCUUCUUAGAAGGUACAUUUGGAAGAGUCUACUAUGGCUCUUACACAAACGAGGAUGGAGCAGAGGAGACAGUGAUUAUAAAAACAGUGACAGAUCAUGCAAGUCAAGUACAAAUUGCUCUGUUGCUUCAAGAGGGCAUGACAAUGUACUCAUUGAACCAUAAAAACAUACUAAGUAUAUUGAGAGUGUCGAUACAGGACCAUUCAGCGCCUUUUUUGUUAUAUCCAUACAAAAAUACUACGAAUUUGAAGAUGUUCUUGCAGAAAUGUAAAGUUUCAUCAGAGGGAGUGCAUCACACUUUGACUACACAAGAAGUUGUAGAGAUGGCUCUACAAAUAAUCCAAGCAAUGCAAUAUUUGCACAAGAAACAUUUGUUGCAUAAAGAUCUGGCUGCAAGAAAUUGCAUGGUGGAUAACGAACUCCACGUUCAAGUAGCAGAUAACGCGUUGUCAAGGGACCUCUUCCCGUCUGAUUACCAUUGCCUGGGGGACAAUGAAAACAGGCCUGUCAAAUGGCUGGCAAUAGAAAGUUUGCUGCACAAAACAUUUUCCCCUGCUUCUGACGUAUGGUCUUUUGGAGUAUUGGUCUGGGAGCUAACCACACUUGCUCAACAGCCUUACAUUGAAAUUGAUCCGUUCGAGAUGGCUGCUUACUUGAAGGAUGGAUAUAGAUUGGCUCAACCGAUCAACUGUCCUGAUGAAUUGUUUGCAGUCAUGGCAUAUUGUUGGGCCAUGAGCGCAGAAGAAAGGCCCACAUUUACACAGCUACAUGUUUGUUUGCAGGAAUUCUAUGCACAAUUGACAAGAUACGUUUGACAAACCAGACCUACUUUUCACAAAGUUUUGUUGCAAUUUAGCUCACAGAUUGUCUUUACUGUGCUGCAAAGUGAAGCUUUAAAUGAGAAAACUAAUAAUUGUUGCUAAGGGAAAGUACUCUGUCCUUGAGGUGUACUUGUUGUCAAUUGGCCGUGACCGAAGAGUUGUCAAAUAUUAAACAAGAUAGCCUUUUCAGAUCACAUGUCUUCAUAUUAUCAACUAUUAAUUUGCCAGUUGACGCAGAAUAUGUUUGCUAAAGAUAAAAGAACUGAGAUGGAUAGGACACUGCAUUCCUUGAGGAAUGUAUUAAUAAGGAGGCUUUCUUGGGAAACAUAUUUGGAGGCCUUUAGUGAAAGAACGACUAUUCAUUCAGCCCUAAAAUAUAUAUAUAUAUAUAUAUCUAUAUAUCCAACAACACUGACAUUUAUAUAUAUAUUAUUGAGUUAUAUCACUGAUUGACGUUUUCUCCAAGAUGCCUGUAUUUUGAUGUUCACGUAAAAUUUCUAUCGUCAUAGGCAGGUUGCCAACCAGGAUCACAGAAAUUCUCUUAGAAGUAAUGAAAAACAGACUCGAUUUCCCUUUCAAAGAAAGUCUUUAAUUCUUAAACAUGAUCUCAACCCUUAUAAUCAUGCUUCAGAGAAUUUCUCAAUGACGGAAAAGAAAAUCCUAUAACCUGCGACACCAGCCCGAGAGAUGGCAACACUGGCGCCUGGAGAUGAGGUAGACAGAUAUACAGGGUGUAAACGUUAUGUUAGUCAUUAUUUAAAUGGGUGAUAGAGGGGGUUUAAAGAAGCAAGAAGUUUCAUAUAACAUGGGGGUUAAAACGGCAGGUUUUUAGAGAAAAGCGACUUUAAAGUAAAAUAAAUCUGACAACGCCGCAAAACUAUGCAAAAGGAUAACUAACCACUGUUAUCGUUUGCGAUCGAUUGCCGGUUCGAUAAGAGUGAUGAAAGACCGACGCGCUGUUGUCGUGGGUGUUUUAAAUAUCUAAUUUAAUGAAACUUGCUUACUGACUACAAAUUUUGGCCUAGUUUAGAAAAACUUAACGCCAUUUAUUUGUUAAUUACCAAAUUUAAAAACGUUUUAGAUUAGAUUAUAAAAAUUAGUAAGAUUGUGGUGAUUGUUGUCGAUUGCACUUAAAGUUGUAAACUAUAAAGCCAUUUAGACAAAAAUCUAUUGACUUUUGGACCAUGGGUCAUAUGAACUUUUUGACUUGUUUUUGAAUAAUGACUACCAUAACGUGUACACCCUGUAUAGUUGUGCCGGCGCGGCUUCCAAUUGACUGGUAUAGUCUAGUGGAAUAUAUUAAUUAGUGGUUAUGUGUAGCUAUAAUUUGACUGUGCCAAAUCUUGCUUUUUUAUAUAUCGACGGUGAGCUGGCAUUAUAUGGUAACUGAAAUAUAGGGAUUUUACAGGAUAAUAAAAAAACGAUAUACAAUCUGAAAUGAACUGGAAUCAAAUAAUUUCAAAUAUAAGAUUUUCCAAAUAGGAUAUUUUGCAUGAAUUUUUAUAUCUAGAUAGGAAGUAUUUGAAGAGAAACAACAGUCAUUCAUCUCAAACUUUAAUGAUAUAAUAAUUAACACAGACAAGUAAACAAACUUCUCUUUCAUCAUAACAGCGAACAGAAGAACCAAACAUGUAGUCUGAAACUUACAUUCUUAGAAACGGAACAGAAAUUGAAAAUUUCUAGUCGAUAUGAGUUUCACAACUUGAAAACUAUACAGCAGAGGUAGCGAAAAAUAAAAGAAAAUUGGGUGACACUCCUUACUGAUACAAUAAGUUAUCAUAGGUCUUGACCUCAUUUGAGGUUUUGUAGGUGAUCCCAUUUUUAUUUCUUAAUUUUACAAAUAUAUUUCAACAGAUGAGGGUAAUCCUCAAUAAUAGGCACGUUUUUUGGACUGACAGGUAUGUCUUUGAAUUAUUCGGCAUAAGACAACUUAACUUGAAUAGCUGGAGAUGGUUCAUAGUCAUAUUUGAUGCACCUAAUAUCCAAAACGACAGGAUCAAACGCUUUUUUGCCCGGCCUGAUAGACGUAAAUCGUAAGAACUUGCGUUCAGCAUAGUUUUUGAACAAUUACUCUAUAAGAUUUAUCUCGUAAGGUUUUGGAUGUACUCUGCAUUUCUUAGCAACCGUGGCGUAGUCACUUGGGAGAUGUAUUUCCCUAUUUUUGAGCUUUCUUUCAAUCAAGCUAUGAACCGAAUCACAUUCCAUUUGAGUGUGACCCGGUUCCAAGUAUUUCUGGUACCUGUUCUCCUGAUGUUUAGCGGAAAAUUGAGCAAUACAUUAUUUCGAUUUUGGAAGUCGCAUCUAUCGGAAUGAAUUAUUAUGGGUAUUUAUUUUCCAUGUGAAUGUGGAUGCAACGAAUUGGUUAUUUUAUAUUUUAUAUACUCUUCGCUUUGCGGUUUUGUGUCUCAGGCUUUUGUUUAUUUUCAUUCAAAUUAUC